Messenger RNA from Dendronephthya gigantea, 3750 nucleotides. RefSeq names its product probable ATP-dependent RNA helicase DHX34. Gene Ontology annotation, biological process: nuclear-transcribed mRNA catabolic process, nonsense-mediated decay. Lineage: Eukaryota; Metazoa; Cnidaria; Anthozoa; Malacalcyonacea; Nephtheidae. Bases 1 to 3438 code for a protein of 1145 amino acids. Gene Ontology annotation, molecular function: ATP binding; RNA binding. Gene Ontology annotation, cellular component: intracellular anatomical structure. The record is from RefSeq and is a predicted model, not a curated record. The transcript has 17 exons.
AUGGCCGUCGAAAGGAGUCGUUAUGUUGAUAUCGAUUGGAAAUCUCAUCGUGACACUUUAGAUGAUGUAUUUUUUACCGACGAUGAUGUCAUAAAGAGACGAAGCGAUCGCUACAAAGAUUUUUGGUUGUUUCUUGAGCGAUAUCAAAAGCAUCAGAGAAGAAAAUUAAAAACCAUUGAAGAAGUUGGCAGGAAUGAAAGGCCCAGACAAGGAGAAAAAAGGAAAGAAUCUUCAGUGCUUGAAUUACCAGAAACAUUUGAUAAAAGAUACAAAUUCAACAUUGCACUUGCCUCAAAAGAUGCAAGGACAUUGAAAAGAUUGCUACGAGGCAAAGUUGAUUACCGUGGCACACAGAGGGAUGAGACGAAUUCUUUGACCGUGAAUGACUUGUUGGAAUUCAAGUCGAUCAUUCUUUACUACCUGGACUUCAGCCAAAAACAGAAAUUCGCUAAACUACAAAAACUGAAGAGUGACCAAGCGAAUCUUCCCAUCAGCCAGUUUAAAGACACCAUCGUAGAGCACGUCAAAGACCACCAGGUGGUUAUCGUCGCUGGCGACACUGGCUGUGGAAAAUCAACACAAAUUCCUCAGUAUCUCUUGUCCGCUGGUUUUUCACAAAUAGCGUGUACUCAGCCCAGGCGAAUCGCUUGCAUAUCUCUCGCUAAGCGAGUCAGUUAUGAAACUUUAAACGAAUAUGGCUCAGACGUUGCCUACCAGAUUAGGUUUGAAACAAGCAAAACAAGACACACAAAAAUACUGUUUCUCACCGAAGGUCUAUUGUUACGGCAAUUAUCAUCGGAUCCUUCGUUGUCUCAAUACAACAUCAUCGUAAUGGACGAAGUUCACGAACGUCAUAUUCAUGGUGAUUUUCUUCUCGGGGUUUUGAAAGGCCUAGUUCAAGCCAGAAGCGAUCUCAAACUUGUCUUGAUGUCCGCUACCAUCAAUAUCGAGUUGUUUGCCUCAUAUUUCUCUGGAGCUCCGGUUAUCCAGGUUCCAGGUCGACUGUAUCCAAUAGAAGUGCGGUUUAUGCCGCCUUCAACAGAGUCUGCUGUCGUUCAAUCGCGAGCAUCAGAAAGACUGGAUCCUAGACCUUAUUUACACGUUCUUCAGUUGAUUGACAACAAGUAUCCAACCAACGAAAGGGGAGAUUUGUUAAUCUUUCUCAGCGGAAUGUCUGAGAUAUCGGCCGUCGUUGAUGCCGCUGAAGAGUAUGCACAGCAGACUCAAAGAUGGAUCGUUCUUCCUUUGCACAGCGCCUUGUCGAUUGAGGAGCAAGACAAGGUGUUUGAUGUUGCACCUGAAGGUGUCAGAAAAUGCAUCGUUUCAACGAAUAUCGCUGAGACUUCGGUGACCAUCGAUGGAGUCCGUUUCAUUGUCGAUUCCGGAAAGGUGAAAGAAAUGAGCUUUGACUCUCAGACCAAGCUUCAAAAACUGGAAGAAUUUUGGAUAAGUCAAGCUAGCGCUGAGCAAAGAAAAGGCAGAGCAGGUCGUACUGGACCAGGGGUCUGUUUUCGGCUUUUCGCUGAGAGCGAUUACGAUGAAUUCUCUCAAUACUCAACACCGGAGAUCCACCGUGCUCCCCUCGAUUCCAUCAUACUGCAGAUGAUAUCCCUCGGCAUCCCAGAUGUACGUAAUUUCCCCUUCAUCGAGCCACCGCCCAAGUCCUCGAUUGAGAACUCGAUCCACGUGUUGAGACAACAGGGAGCGCUGAAUAGCGACGAGGAAAUCACGCCGAUUGGUGAAAUGUUGGCGAAGCUGCCUGUUGACGUUGUCAUAGGCAAGAUGUUGAUAAUGGGCUCUGUAUUUCACAUGAUCGACCCAGUCCUCACGAUUGCCUCGGCCAUGAGUGUCCAGUCCCCAUUCACUCGUCGCUUUAGCAACGACCCAGACGUCAUGAACUCGCGACAGUCACUAGAAUCCGAACAUGGCGACCCGUUUACGUUGCUGAAUGCGUUUGACGAAUGGUUGCACGUCAAGGGUAGCAAGGGAACGUCCAGCAGAAAGUGGUGCAGACGACGUGGUCUUGAAGAACAGCGCUUUUAUGAAAUGGUGAAGUUGAAGGAACAGUUUCAAGACUUGUUACAUGACCACGGCUUGUUGGAAAAAAAGGGUCACGAUUCCCGUGAGAGAAAGCGCGAAAAUCGUGAUGAACUACGCAAGUUAAGGCGGGAACAUGUCAAAGGCCCGCGAAGACCCAAGAUGCUAAAGUUAGGACAACAUGAAGUAUCCAGCGACGAUGAAGGACCGGAGACCGAUAUACGAGACCUGGAAUUCAAGUUAACUCAUGAUUUGAAUAAACUUCAACGCGGGUCGAACUUGCGACGCUCGUUUACCCUCAGAGAUUUAAAUUUAUUGAAAAUCAUCCUCUGCUGUGGUUUGUAUCCACAAAUGGCGAUACCAGAUGAACACAAUUCCUCUAAGAAUGUUUCCGAGCACGUUUUUCAUACGACAAAUAAACAAUAUUUAAUGCUUCACCCUACCUGUGUUUUUGUGAGUCAACCGGACCUCAUGCGUGCCGAGGAUAAGCCGAGAGCUUCCCGAGAUGUCUCCGACGACAGGCCUAAGACAAGUCUAAUCGCUUCCGACGACUGCCGAAAUGAUCAUGAGUUGAUGUCGUAUGUUUCGCUUCUGGAGACGAGGAAGCCCUACAUUAUGACAGUAAUGCGCGUGCCUGCAUUUCAGACGUUACUGCUGUUCGGACGUACCGUGGACUCGAAUGCUGAUUGCACUCGGCUUGUUGUAGACGACUGGGUCGAGUUGGGGAUCCCGGAUGCAGAGCAUGCGCAGAAGCUUGUCUCUUCUAUGAUUCACCUGAGGGCGACGUGGGAUAUGCUGUUAAAACGGAAAAUCGAGGGAUCCCGGGAAGAGGCAAAGGAAGAUAUAGAAUACCUGGAGUAUGUAUUAUCUAGUAAACUAUCGGAAUUCCUAGACUGUAAUGUAAGCUAUACCGUUAAACGUUUGCAUCAAACUGAUGUUGGGCAUCUCUAUAUUGGUAACCAUGGGGAUGACGUCACCGGUUUCCAUGACGUCAGUAAUGUUGACCUGAACAGCCCGCGAUUUCUCGGCAGCACGAAAGGCAUGUCGGUACACCCGACCAAGGGCGGGAUCAAAGUGAAUGACUAUUUCACCUACAAUGACCUGCGGAGUGAAAUCGAGGCUGAGGCGUCUUCGCAUGCGGCGGAAUUUAUACAAAAACACUGGACAUGUGGGGUAUGUGAGACGAAGAUGGUUGUUACGGUACUCCAGAGGAUAAAACAUGAAAAACAGUGUUCCGCUGGACAGGUUAGUGCUGGAGCCGCCGUUGCAAAAGAGCCGAAACAGGAGACUGGGGAGAGUGGUUUGGAAAAGCUGAGAAAGUCGUAUCACUGCUCUGUUUGCGAAAAAGAGUUCAGUUUUACUGCAACAGAAAUAUUACGUCACAAAAGAUCGCACAGGUGACGAAAACCAGGGUACGUUAACAUUUAAACCCAUUCAAUCGCCUUAUGGAAUCUUCUCUGCCUUUUACCCUAGUAGCCCAAAAGUAUUUGCAUCCAGUUUCAUAUUACGAUUCGUGACAAUGAUUCGCAAGAAUCCGCAGUCACAGACCGCAACAUGAAACUGGACACAAUACUUUUGGACUACUUUUAGGCUACUUUUACGCUGGCAUUAAAAGCGCUUAAAGCAUCGCAAAUGCCUUUACGAUAGGGGAUAGCAUUUUAUGAGAAAUAUUCGCUGUUUCCUUACAUCAAAUGCACAAAAAAUAAUUUAAAA